AUGACGGCGCGUGCGCUAAUAAUUCUGCUGGCGUGUGUUCUCGCAUGUGAAUCGAGCGAGUUCGACGAAAUGAAGAAUUUCCUAACAAAUAUCGAAGGACAGUAUGACGAUAUGUUCCCAGUAAUUUCUGGUGAAUUAUCGCCGUUAGUGCCAUGUGAUAAUUGCCGUCAAAAACGAAGUAUGAUUGAGGACCGACAGAACAAUUUCUUCAAUAAAUGGAUGUCCAGCAGGAUUAGAUCAAACAAAAUGGCAAGGAACAGAUGCCCGGAAGGUACUAUACGGUACUUUCGGGUAUGCAUGCCGAUCAGAAAAUUACUGGCUCAGCGACGAUUUUGA
Molecule: messenger RNA, 336 nt
Organism: Pieris macdunnoughi
Lineage: Eukaryota; Metazoa; Arthropoda; Insecta; Lepidoptera; Pieridae
Source: the annotation of a GenBank genome assembly